This is a messenger RNA of Gaeumannomyces tritici R3-111a-1, 2362 nucleotides long. RefSeq lists its product as hypothetical. The record is from RefSeq and is a predicted model, not a curated record. The coding region runs from base 543 to 1934 and encodes 463 amino acids. The transcript has 2 exons. NCBI's taxonomy places the organism in Eukaryota, Fungi, Ascomycota, Sordariomycetes, Magnaporthales, Magnaporthaceae.
CAUGGCUGUGCAGAUAUUGAUCGAUUCCAAACAGCAUAUCCCGGAAGCCGGGCAGUCGAACUUGACGACGGCGUUGUGUUUGUUUCAUACUAAACAUUUGGCUCCCACCUGCUGGGGCCUGAAUGCCUGUCAGCAAUUGGUUCCCUAAUCGAAUGACCCGCUACCAAGCGUGCCAGCCUCCCCGUCCUGUCAACGCCCCUGCCACAGCCCCAGCUCGGCUCCGUACCAAGAGGUCAGAGCGUGAUAUUUGGCGUGACUCUCGCUGGGUCCCGUCAUCAAAGACGAAAUAUCGCUGCCUACCUAGUCUCUCAGCCCAAGAAUCAGGCAGAGCCGAGGCGGAACAACAUUAUUAGCUCUCGUCUCUCCUGAUGGGCUCGCUACCUCAGGCUUUCCCGUGAGACAGCCGCAAGACUGCUGCCGCGCAUCGGAGGCGGUUCCCUUAAUCCUUUCUGCCUGUUUCAGCCACCGGUGCGCCCAUCCUUCGGAGGCGGCCGGGCCGGUUUCGGCUGGAAUAAAGACCGACGGCUGCUAUUCACUCAGCCAUGGCGGGCGACAGCAACCGUGACAGAGACCAGAGCCUGCUGGACCGUCUCAAUGCGCUCAAGGGCACCAAUCUGAAUUUGGAUCUAGACACCUCGCAAAACGCGCUCGGGAUCCCGAUAUCAUCAUUUGCCCCUGCCCCAAAAGAGGCAAGGGAUGAUGCCCUAUCAGCCCGGCUCCGGUCCUUGAGGGAAACUUCCCAGGACGCACCGCCAUCUGCAGGGUCCUCCGCCGCAUCUCUAUCAGCCGUUACCGCUGCUGCGGGCGUCUCCACCCCUCCUGCGCCCGCCGCUGACCUUGGCAAAGGUCCGGUCCCACGGGUGGCGCAGCCGCCCUCCAAGGCCAGCGCGCCUCACAGGACAGGCGCGACGGCUCCCACAGAGCGGCACGCGCCAACACCGCCGCCUCCCCGGGCUGGAGGCCCAAUUUCUACUUUCUCACUACCUGAUGUGGAGGACGACCCUUUGUUCGCUUCCGACGGCAGGGACCUGGAUGACCUGUUGGAGGGUCUCGAGGAUCUCGGACUGGCCGAGGAGGAUGAGGAGGUAGAAGGGGCGGGCGGGGGGCAGACAACGGCGACGAAAGAGAAGCAGGGCGGCGCGCCGGUGCCUAGCUUGGACGAGCAGCUGACAGAGGCGCAGCGCACUGCAGCCCUCUUUGCGAAAUUCGAGAAGCAGGCGACGAAAAGGCUCGAAAAAGUCGAGCUGCGGGAGGCCGCCGGCCUGGGCGAGGAGGGCGAGGACAAGAACGACGACGACUCGGACGGGGAGGAGAUGCGCCGCGAGGCGGACGAGGCGCUCCUCAGGGCCCUGGACGAGCUGAGCCUGGAAGGCACCCGGCCGCCGGCGCCGGAGGCCAAGACGGGCCCGGAACAUCCAGGGGGCGCAGAAGACGGCGGGAGGUCUGCAGCGGCGGCCGGGACGGGAGGCGACGAAGACGGUGAGUUCUCACUCCCCACGCCCCCCUCGACCCUCCCGCCGCCCGUGUCGGGGGAAGAAGGUGGUGGCGCCGGGAAGGGUCGGCGGAGGGGCUCGGCCGAUUUCGAAGCCGACUUCAGCAGCAGGCUCGCGAGGCUCAAGGCCGGGCGCGACGCGGGAGCUCCCGCCGCCGCCGCCGCCGCCGCCGACGACGACGACGACGAGCUGGGCCUGCCGUCCGUCCCGAGCUACAAGCCCGGGGACGUCGGCAAGACGACGCGCCUGACGACCAAGACGGGCUACACCGACGACGACGUCAAGAGCUGGUGCAUACUGUGCCUGGAGGACGCCACCUGCCGUUGUGAGGGCUGCGACGACGACGUGUACUGCGAGCAGUGCUGGUGGGGGAUGCACGUUGGUCCUUCGGCCGACUACGACGCGCGCGGCCACCGGCGCUGGAAGUUUACGAAAAACUAAGAAGCCAACCUAGCGUGCAUUUCUCCAUGAUCCUAGAAGAGACAGCGAGUCGUCAUCAAAACGUCGUGAAUGCAGUCCCCGAGAGCCAUUUUAGAAAGAAAUCUCUGUUAUUCUCUCUCAAACCACUGCUAGCAUGUGUAAAGUACCUCGUGAUAGCCGGAUAACCCUCCCCAACCAACAGAAAGCGAGUGAUGAAGACAAAAGGGAUCAGGAUAUGACUAGUCGAAAUGAGAAAGGAAACAAACAGGACAUAAUCCGUCUCCCUUGUGCCAAAGAUAAGAAACCCCAAGUGUGUUGCCGUAAACCUGCAUAAUGCCCAACACCGUUGCUCUGUGGACUGUCACCACUUCGUUUGCAACAUUUCAAAAGCAAGACAAAUGAGACAACCUGAAACAACUUGCCCCUUCUUAAGCGCGAUUCGAGCCAGC